CAAGGACAAGGUGUACCUACGGAACAUUUACGGGAUGAUGCAUCGGGCAAGCAUCGGCAGCCCAUCAAGCUGCAUGGCUGUCACUCCAGAGGAGAGGAUGUCGUCAAGAAAAGUCGGUCGGAGUUCGAGGGUGGUUUUACUGGUCACCAGUGGCUGCUUGUGCUACAACUGCGCCGUCCUCUUCGCGGUGUCCAACGAUUGGGGAUUCGAUAAAAUCGGGCGGCAUCAAGCACAAGGAGAACAGGCGGUCAACACUGUGUACAACAUCGUGGUCUUCACAAACGCAGCCAGUGACGUCAUCCUCAUAUUCAGCAUUUAUUUUAAAGAGUGCACGCAUGCAGAUUCCGAAGGUCGCAGUAUCAUCGGAAUAUUGAAAAUGUUCAUCGCCUGGAACGCCGUCACCAUCUUCCUCUGCUGGAUCGCUGCGUGCAUUCAAGUGUAUUACAGAUACAGCGCUGUGAGUACAUGCUAUCCGCCUUCAUUAUGUGCAAUUUGAAUUCACUCCUCAAUGCACUCUGCGAUCUUAUUCUCAGGAACUUCGUGACGCUGGUGAUUCGACCAACG
Messenger RNA from Dermacentor silvarum, 564 nucleotides. RefSeq lists its product as uncharacterized. The record is from RefSeq and is a predicted model, not a curated record. Lineage: Eukaryota; Metazoa; Arthropoda; Arachnida; Ixodida; Ixodidae. Bases 35 to 496 code for a protein of 153 amino acids. The transcript is spliced from 5 exons.